AAAAAGCCAACGUCACAAGGAUGCAAAGCCAUUCCAUAUCUCCAGUCCACGCCGAAGCGCCACGUCUACAUACCCAAAGUUGGUCAUGGGGACUGGAGAGGGCCACAAAAGAUGAUCGAAGAGAGCCACGUUAAGAGCUCCUCCUCCUAUGUCCCCAUGGCCUGCUCCUCUCCAGCGAAUGCCUUCACCAACAACCUCUCCUUCGCUUCCAAUAACCCCUACUCGGUUGGUAGGAGACCCACUUCCUCUAUAGUUCCGGGCAAGCCUCUCAUGGUCUGGAGCUGUGACACAAGAGACUCCUAUGGCUCUCUGGCUGCUAGGCUUUUGGGACCUCCAACAAGUUUCGAAGCUUCAAAGCUGAAGGUGGUCUUCAUGGGAGAGCAAAUGGACAAGCAGCCACUGGGUAUAAGCACCAGAGCUUACACUCUCACACACUGUGACUUCACUGCCAAUUUGACCCUAGCUGUCUCCAACAGCAUCAGCAGUGACAAGUUGAGGAGCUGGCAAACCACAUUACAAAGAGAUGAUGUGGUGGCUGAGUGGAAGAAAGUGAAAAAAGAAAUAUCUUUGCAUGUCCAUUGCUAUGUAAGUGGGGCCAAUCUAUUGCAAGAACUUGCUGCUGGGUUCAGGUACCAUGUCUUCUCUAAGGAGCUACCACUGGUUCUCAAAGCUGUUGUACAUGGAGAUUCAGUACUCUUCAGCAAGCACCCGGAGUUGAUGGAGGCUAAAGUCUGGGUAUACUUCCAUUCCAAAUCAAAAAGAUACAAUCGUGUGGAAUGCUGGGGUCCUCUUAAGAAUGCUACACAGAGGACUUAUAACAUCCGGUCGGUUGACUUCCGAACUGCGGUUGCUGCAAAAACAAAGAAGUGGGCUAACCCUGAACAAGUCUUACAUGCUAUCGUUGCUUUCCUUCUCUGAGUUUAGAAUCCACAGCAACUAUGUCCUACAAUGCAAUCAUCGGAAAUGAUAGGACUACUGCCAUAGUCCAUUCUUUCUUUUUAUUCAUUCACCUUAAGGUGGGGUGAAUUAUUUCUGGAAUCAUGCCCAAGGAUGCAGUCAUUUCUGUAUUCAUGACUCAGGAAACACAUGACAUCGUUUUUCUGAACCUAUUUUCCAUUGAAACAAAUGCUUGAUUGAUUCUAUUUCUUGACAAUUUUGUUCCCUGUUGAGAUCAUCAAUCAC
Molecule: messenger RNA, 1182 nt
Organism: Elaeis guineensis (African oil palm)
Lineage: Eukaryota; Viridiplantae; Streptophyta; Magnoliopsida; Arecales; Arecaceae
Product: magnesium dechelatase SGRL, chloroplastic
Source: RefSeq, a predicted model, not a curated record